This is a messenger RNA of Musa acuminata AAA Group (dessert banana), 2056 nucleotides long. RefSeq names its product phosphoinositide phospholipase C 6-like. NCBI's taxonomy places the organism in Eukaryota, Viridiplantae, Streptophyta, Magnoliopsida, Zingiberales, Musaceae. The coding region runs from base 92 to 1870 and encodes 592 amino acids. The record is from RefSeq and is a predicted model, not a curated record. Gene Ontology annotation, molecular function: phosphatidylinositol-4,5-bisphosphate phospholipase C activity. The transcript is spliced from 9 exons. Gene Ontology annotation, biological process: lipid metabolic process; phosphatidylinositol-mediated signaling; release of sequestered calcium ion into cytosol.
CUCGAUGAAGACAGAGAAAGCGACGACGAGGAGGAGUUCCGUUAAAAGUCUCCGCCCGCAAACCAGAGAGAGGAGUUGACGCCGGGAGGCGAUGGGGAGCUACAAGUACUGCAUGUGCUUCACGCGCAAGUUCCUGUGGAGCGCGGCGCAGCCGCCGGCGGACGUGAGGGAAGCGUUCACGGCGCACGCCGGUUGGGCGGCCCAGAUGGGGGCGGACCAGCUGCAGCGGUUCCUCGCCGAGGCGCAGGGCGAGGCGGCCGCCACCCUAGCCGACGCCGAGCGGAUCGUCGAGCUCCUCCGCCGGCGCCACCACCUCCCCUCCGUGCUCGCCCGCCCCGGCAUCACCCUCGACGACUUCUUCCACUUCCUCUUCUCCGGCGACCUCAAUCCCCCCGUCCGAUCCCAGGUUCACCAAGAUAUGAAACUUCCAUUGUCCCAUUACUAUAUAUACACAGGCCAUAACUCAUACUUGACCGGGAACCAACUCAGCAGCGAUUGCAGCGAUGUUCCAAUCAUAAAAGCAUUGCAGAGAGGUGUCCGAGUAAUUGAAUUAGACAUGUGGCCGAAUUCUACAAAAGAUAAUGUUCACAUCCUUCAUGGAAGGACACUGACAUCUCCAGUGGAGAUGAUCAGAUGUUUGAGGUCCAUUAAGGAGUUUGCUUUCUGUGCAUCCCCCUAUCCUGUGGUCAUAACUCUGGAGGACCACCUUACUGCAGAUCUCCAAGCUAAAGUUGCUCAGAUGGUCACUCGAAUAUUUGGAGACAUGUUAUACUACCCCGAGUCAGAUUCUCUCGAGGAAUUCCCCUCUCCAGAAUCUCUAAUGAACCGAGUUAUUAUUUCAACUAAGCCGCCAAAGGAAUACCUCGAAGCAAAGAACAUUAGGGACAAGGAAGACGAUUCUCACGAGAGUGGUAAGGUUUCAAAUGAUGAAGAAACUUGGGGAAAUGACACUGCAGAUCUAAAAGCUUUAAGUACCUCUAAUGAUAAGAAAGAAGAUGAACAGAAUGGUGAUGAGCAGGAUGAAGAAGAUUCUGAUGAUGAUGACGACGAUGAUGAUUCAGCUCCUGAGUAUAGGCAUAUAAUAACGGUUCAUGCUGGGAAACCUAAAGGUCGAAUGCGUGAUGCAUUAAAGGUUGAUCCUCAUAAAGUAAGGCGACUUAGCUUGAGUGAGCAACAGCUAGAAAAAUUAGCAGAAUCUCAUGGACCUGAUAUAGUAAGGUUUACUCAGAAGAAUAUUCUAAGAGUUUACCCAAAGGGUACACGCUUCAACUCUUCUAAUUACAACCCUCUGCUUGGAUGGAUGCAUGGAGCACAGAUGGUUGCAUUUAAUAUGCAGGGGUAUGGAAGAUCACUUUGGUUGAUGCAAGGAUUGUUUAGGGCCAAUGGAGGUUGUGGUUUCGUAAGAAAACCCGAUUUCCUUAUGAAAGUUGGUCCACAUGGUGAAGUUUUUGAUCCUGAAGCAAGUUUACCUGUGAAGAUAACCUUGAAGGUUAAGGUGUACAUGGGAGAUGGAUGGCGCAUGGACUUUAGUCAGACACAUUUUGAUGCCUAUUCUCCUCCAGAUUUCUAUACAAAGGUUGGGAUAGCCGGAGUUCCUGCUGAUACCAAAAUGAAGAAGACAAAGAUAAUAGAAGACAAUUGGACGCCGGUUUGGGAAGAGGAAUUCAGUUUUCCUCUAACUGUUCCAGAACUGGCUUUGCUCAGGAUUGAAGUGCAUGAGUACGACAUGUCUGAUAAGGAUGACUUUGGUGGGCAAACAUGCCUUCCAGUUUGGGAGCUAAGACCAGGGAUUCGAGCUGUGCCUCUUCACGAUCGGAAGGGAAACAAGUACAAGUCUGUAAGGCUGCUAAUGCGUUUUCAGUUCGUGUGAAUCUUGUUUGCUGGUAAUUCGAGCAAGUUCUUCAUCGGAGUAGUCUACGAUCCUAUACUCUUGUAUGUCAAUUUUUAAAUGAUGUAGUUUUGUAUGGCUGUAACAGUAAUUUCUUUGUAUAUACAAAAUUAAGAAGCUGUUUUAUGGAUACAUUUAAUCAAAGAAACCAUCAUUUGUUUCCCUGAA